Messenger RNA from Drosophila sulfurigaster albostrigata, 528 nucleotides. RefSeq names its product NADH dehydrogenase [ubiquinone] 1 alpha subcomplex subunit 7 (gene ND-B14.5A). The record is from RefSeq and is a predicted model, not a curated record. The transcript is spliced from 2 exons. NCBI's taxonomy places the organism in Eukaryota, Metazoa, Arthropoda, Insecta, Diptera, Drosophilidae. Bases 104 to 415 code for a protein of 103 amino acids. Gene Ontology annotation, cellular component: mitochondrial inner membrane. Gene Ontology annotation, biological process: ATP synthesis coupled electron transport; mitochondrial electron transport, NADH to ubiquinone.
GCUACUCGCUUUGCCAUCACUAAAACGAACUGUGCAAUAUUUUGAUUUGACAUCUGUUGUUGACAAAUUGAAGAGUCGCUUUUGCAAAUCAUAACAAUUCUACAUGGCUGCCAUUCGUCGUGAUAUAGCGCCGUUCUUGCAACGCGUGCGCGCCUUUCUGCUGGGCCGUGAACACACCGUUGCCCUGCGCUUUGAGGAUGGCUUGGCCGAUCGCACACAGCCACCGCCAGAGAUCCCCGAUGGCCCAUCGCACAUCUACUCGGCCAACUAUUACUGCACACGCGACGCACGCCGUGAAGUGAAUCCACCCAUUGAUCUGGUGCAACAACAGCAGCUGUUGGAAGCCGACGGAGAUGCAGCGAAGCCAGCUGGCAACAAGUUGCCAACGCCCGGCAAGGUCUAUGGAUGGGAUUAAAUGAGGCAACGAUGCAACUGGCGGAGAUAUGGCAAAUGAAUGCACACAGCCAACUGUGUUUAUUAUUACAUUUCUAGUUAUCUUAAAAUAGAAAACAUUUCAAAUCCACCAAA